Molecule: messenger RNA, 1769 nt
Organism: Brachypodium distachyon (stiff brome)
Lineage: Eukaryota; Viridiplantae; Streptophyta; Magnoliopsida; Poales; Poaceae
Product: probable ADP-ribosylation factor GTPase-activating protein AGD9
Exons: 7
Coding region: 244-1482 (412 amino acids)
Biological process (GO): COPI coating of Golgi vesicle
Molecular function (GO): GTPase activator activity
Source: RefSeq, a predicted model, not a curated record
CCUGGCCGACAGACAGUCUGUGAGAGAGAGAGCCAAAAGCAAAGCAAAACCGCCGCGGUCCGGUCGUCUUGCCGUCGACCUCCGGCUCCCUCCGAUCGACUCGCUGCUCGCUAUCUAUAUACCCGCGGUCGCUCGCCUUUCCUUCCCCCAACUCACCACCACCACCACCAGACGCCCAACUUCCUCCGUCCCCCAGAUCUCGGGCUGACGCCGACGCGCACCAAACUUCCCCAAACGCCGGCCAUGGCGUUCGACGCCUUCACCGACAAGACCGCCGUAUUCCGCCGCCUCAAGGCCAAGCCCGAGAACAAGAUGUGCUUCGACUGCAACGCCAAGAACCCCACCUGGGCCUCCGUCACCUACGGCAUCUUCCUCUGCCUCGACUGCUCCGCCUUCCACCGCAGCCUCGGCGUCCACAUCACAUUCGUCAGGUCAACCAACCUGGAUUCAUGGACCCCGGAUCAGCUAAAGAUGAUGGCUUUUGGAGGCAACAAUCGUGCACAUGCUUUCUUCAAACAGCAUGGGUGGUCAGAGGGUGGCAAAGCCGAUUCCAAGUAUACAUCCAGAGCUGCUGAACUCUACAGGCAGAUACUGCAAAAGGAAGUCGCCAAGAGUUCGACUACCAACAACGUCUUGCCCUCAUCGCCUGAUGCAGUGUCUCGCCCAGCAAAUCCAGCCGAUGACUUCCCUGAUUUCAAGCUUGCAGAUGCGCCAGAAGAGAAUACCAAUGGGAAGCACGAACCUGUUGCCACUAAUACGCCAAAAGAACCGGCACCAAAAGCCCCUACCCAUCCCACUUAUGUCAGUUCCGUAAAGAAGCCCCUUGGUGCAAAGAAGAUUGGUGCCAAGACUGGAGGGCUUGGUGUAAAAAAGCUCACUACAAAGCCAAAUGAAAGCUUGUAUGACCAGAAACCUGAAGAGCCAAAACCUGCUUUGCCAACAUUGACUACUACUAAUAAAGCUGCAAAAAGCGGCCCAUCCUUACAAUCACGUUUUGAAUAUGUGGAGAAUGAGCCAUCAACUGAUUCAAAAACUGGAGGAUCUCACAUGACUGGACAUGUAGCUGUACCGAAAAGUACAAACUUCUUUCAAGAGUAUGGAAUGGAUAAUGGGUUCCAAAGAAAGACAAGCACAGCUGCCUCGAAGGCCCAGAUAGAGGAAACUGAUGAAGCAAGGAAAAAAUUCUCUAAUGCAAAAGCAAUUUCAUCAUCACAAUAUUUUGGUAAUACAGACAGAGAACAGAAGGAGGCUCAGCUAUCUCUUCAGAAGUUCUCGGGUUCUUCAUCCAUUUCAAGUGCUGAUCUGUUUGGUCGCGGCACGGAUGAUUCUGACCUGGACGUAAGUGCUGCGGACCUCAUCAACAGGAUAUCUUUCCAGGCUUCUCAAGACUUGUCUUCACUCAAGAACAUGGCUGGAGAGACCGGGAAGAAGCUGACAUCUAUAGCCUCCAAUUUCAUCACCGACCUCGACAGAAUCCUUUGAGAAGUCGAUGGGCCAAAAUUAGACAUACUGCUUUGAUCAUACUGCUUCAACCAUGGUGCAUCUGUUGGCUGUCCCAAGCAUUUCUUGCACAGCUAGGAUAGUAGAAAAAUCAUGACUAUGCAUGCAUGUGUACCAUUGCCAUUGUUGGAACCUUGUCCGCAUGGAAAUAUUUUUAUUUCUUCUCAUGACUAUAGUGAAAACACGUGAUUUUUGUAUCUAUUGCGUUUGGAUGUAUUCUUGCAACAGAUUUUUACUGUGAUGUGCUCCUCUUGAUGGGCUCUUUACUA